Messenger RNA from Bactrocera latifrons, 294 nucleotides. Its product is annotated as pupal cuticle protein C1B-like. The transcript is spliced from 2 exons. NCBI's taxonomy places the organism in Eukaryota, Metazoa, Arthropoda, Insecta, Diptera, Tephritidae. Bases 1 to 294 code for a protein of 97 amino acids. The record is from RefSeq and is a predicted model, not a curated record.
AUGAAAUUUCUCAUCUGCUUGGCUCUCCUCUUCGCCGUCGCCCAGGCUAACCCCGGUAUCGUGGCACCUUUGACCUACUCGGCUGUGCCCUCCGUGGCCACCUAUGCUGCAUCCCCAUAUGCUUACAGAUCUUAUGCCGCACCUGCCGUUGCCGCCUACUCACACCUUGUUGGGCCAGCUGUGUACAGUGCACCGGUCGCCCGUGUUGCCGCUGUGGCUCCCGUUGCUCGUGUAGCUGCGGUCGCUCCUGUCGCCUACUCCGCUCCAGUCAUCUCAACACUCUUGAAGAAAUAA